Eutrema salsugineum is the source of this 1818-nucleotide messenger RNA. Its product is annotated as protein ROOT PRIMORDIUM DEFECTIVE 1. The transcript is spliced from 2 exons. NCBI's taxonomy places the organism in Eukaryota, Viridiplantae, Streptophyta, Magnoliopsida, Brassicales, Brassicaceae. Gene Ontology annotation, molecular function: RNA binding. The record is from RefSeq and is a predicted model, not a curated record. Bases 58 to 1530 code for a protein of 490 amino acids.
CAUUGUUUUUCCCUUUUCAAAUUCCCGAAACCCUAGAGCAAACUCGCCGCUUCUCAGAUGAAAUCCAUUUUCCGCACCAUUUCCAUCCGCCGUCAAACCGGCCGUCGAACCUUCGCCGAUACGGCGGAAGAUGCCUACAAAUUCGUGAGAGACAGAGGCCUCGACCACGCGGUGGAGAGAGAGAAGAAUCUCAGGCCGCUUCUCAGCAUCAAGGACCUAAUCAGAUCGGAACCUUCCAAAUCAGUUCCGAUCUCGGUUAUCACAACCCAGAAAGACUCCCUUCGAGUUCCCCUCCGUCCAAUCGAGUUCAUCCGGAGCUUCCCUUCCGUUUUUCAGGAGUUUCUUCCCGGAGGAAUCGGCAUCCAUCCUCACAUCAGCCUCACGCCGGAGAUUCUCAACCUCGACGCAGAAGAGCAAUUGGUUUACGGAAGUGAGUCUUACAAGCAGGGAUUAGCUGAUAGGCUAUUGAAACUGCUUAUGAUAAACAGGAUCAGCAAAAUUCCUUUAGAGAUUCUCGAUUUGUUGAAAUGGGAUUUAGGUUUGCCUCAGGACUACGUUGAAUCCAUGGUGCCUGAGUUCCCUGACUAUUUUAGAGUAAUCAAAUCCAAGUUUCGCGGAUGUAUUGGCGAAUUAGAACUGGUUUGCUGGAGCAACGAGCAUUCUGUAUCUGUGUUGGAGAAGAAAGCUAGAGCAGUAGGGAAAGGAGAGUUUUCUAAAGGAUCUCCUAUUGCUUUUCCUGUCAAAUUCUCAAACGGUUUUGUUGUUGACAAGAAGAUGAAGAAAUGGCUCGAUGAAUGGCAGAAACUGCCGUAUAUUUCUCCGUAUGAGAACGCGCUUCAUCUCUCGGCGACCAGCGAUGAGUCUGACAAAUGGGCAGCUGCUGUUUUGCAUGAAAUCUUGAACCUUUUUGUGUCGAAGAAGGCUGAGAAAGAUGCGAUUCUGCAUCUUGGUGAGUUUAUGGGGUUGAGAUCGAGGUUUAAGAGAGUUCUCCAUAACCAUCCCGGUAUCUUUUACUUGUCAAGUAAGCUUAGGACUCACACUGUGGUCCUUAGAGAUGCUUACAAGAGGGGAAUGUUGGUAGAGAGCAAUCAGUUGGUGACAAGCCGUAAUCGUUACAUGAAACUCAUGAGUAAGGCUAAGAAAGAAAACAAUGCAGUGUCUAGCAGAAAGAGGGAAGACAAGGGGAAGGUAGAAGGAGAAGUCUGUGACACUGAUGCGAUAGCUGAGAAUGAUGACAUUUCUGGUUCUGAAGUCGAGGAUGAGCGUGAAGAAGAUGUUAUUGAGGACGACGAGGACGAUGAAGAUGAUGAUGAUCAAGUGGAUCAAAACCAGAGUCUGAACCGUGGUCGUAGAAACUCAAGUCCAAGAGCUGGUAGGAGGAGUUUUGGGAAAUCAGGGUCACAGGAGAAGCCACAUUCAAGUCCAAGAGCAGGUAGGAGGAGUUUUGGAAAAUCAGGUUCACUGGACAAGCCACGGUCAGGACGCAACAAGGUCAACUUAACGACAGAGAAGAGGAGUCAGAUGUCUUAAAGACUGAAUUAAUCUUUAACUGCGGCUGCAUUUUCAGCUGAGCUUCUUGAGAUGUAUCCUCUUGAGAUAUAAUUCUGUACAUGGCGACAUGGACAAGUUCAGAAGAGUUAUGACGAGAUGUGAAACAGAACAGAGAAAGGAACCUGCAUCAAUUGAAGAUUAGACAGCAUAUCACAAUGUCAGAAGUAAGACGAGAUUUGAGUUUCUUGCUCAUGACAAUUGGGUUACGACAACUAGAAAUUUAAACCGAGUCGUUAUUGAUAGGGUAUUUAUAAGUCGAAACUUGAA